Messenger RNA from Diabrotica virgifera virgifera (western corn rootworm), 5006 nucleotides. RefSeq names its product glutamic acid-rich protein. NCBI's taxonomy places the organism in Eukaryota, Metazoa, Arthropoda, Insecta, Coleoptera, Chrysomelidae. The coding region runs from base 230 to 1837 and encodes 535 amino acids. The transcript is spliced from 9 exons. The record is from RefSeq and is a predicted model, not a curated record. Gene Ontology annotation, cellular component: cytoplasm.
GGUUAAUAUCCCCAAGAAUCGCGCGGUGUCGAAAUGAAAUUGCGACUGUCGAAAUGAAUUAGAAUCAGGGCCUAGGUGUGGCGCGCUGGCGCUAUCCAACCAACCAUAAAUGCUGCACUGACACUGCCAACUUGCUAACCAACUGAGAGAUCUGUCAGAAGUUAUUUUUCUAAAUUUUAUUUAUAAAAACUAGCUGAUAGCUGAUAACUAUAACCGAUAAGCCUGAACCAUGGUGAUUAAAGUGUAUAUUAGUGGAAUUUCAGGAAACAAGGAGGUGAAAAAGAGACAACAAAGGGUCCUAUUAAUUUUGGACUCGAAAAGUGUGAAGUAUGAGGUGCUAGACAUAGCAGAGCCAGGGGCUGAGGAAGCCAAAGAUUUCAUGCAAAAUAAGUCUACAGGUUCAGGGGGCACAAUCAGUGAUCCGAAUCCCAGGCACCCUCUUCCACCUCAGAUAUUCAAUGAUGAUGAGUACUGUGGGGAUUAUGACAUGUUUGAUAUGGCUAACGAAAUCGAUGAAAUGGAGAAGUUCCUAAAGGUCGAACCGAAUUCCCUAGGAGAACAGACAGCCACAGCAGAGGUACAACUUAAAAAUGGCGAUAUUUCAAUCGAUGAAAAAAUAGACAAACUUGUUGGCAGUGGAACCGGAGAAGAGGAAUCGAAAGAGAACGAAGUGCCUAAUGACCAGGAAGCCAAAGAGGAUAAGGAUUCUGAAGAUAAAAAAGAGGAAUCAUUAGAGAAUGAAGACUCAGUAGAUAAAGAAAAGAACGAAGAGUCUACUGAAAAAGAGGAAACAAAAACGGAUGAAUCGGUUAAAGACGAAAAUGAAGGUGAAUCUGAUAAAAAAGAGGAUUCAAAGACAGACGAAUCGGUCAAAGAUGAAAACAAAGAUGAAUCUGGUGAAGAGCAAAAGAAAGACGAACCUAACAAAGACGAAACUCAAGAUGAUCCAGAUAAAGAUGAAUCUGGCAAAGAAGGAAAUAAAGAUGAAUCUGGCGAGGAGGAAAAGAAAGACGAAUCUAGCAAAGAAGGAACUGAAGAUGAUCCAUCUAAAGAUGAAUCUGGCAAAGAGGAAAAGGAAGACAAAUCUAACAAAGAAGAAACUGAAAAUAAAGGGGAGUCUGAUAAACAAGAAAAUAAGGGGGAAACAAUUAAAGAUGAAGAAAAAGACGAGUCCAAAGUUGAAGAAGAAAAUAAAGAUGAAUCUGAUAAAGAAAACAAUAAGGACGAAGUUAAAGAAGAAACUAAGAAGGAAUCUGUUACAGACGAAGAGAAAAAGGAAUCUGUUACAGAUAAAUCUACGGAAGAAGAAAAAGAUGACGUUGUCAAAAAUGAAAACGAAGACAAUAAAGAAGAAAACAAAGACGAGUCUGUUAAAGAUGAGUCUAAGGAAGAAAGCAAAGAUGAAUCUGCUAAAGAUUUAGCUGCAGAAGAAAAUAAAGAUGAAUCUGCUAAAGAAGAAAAUAAAACAGAUGCAUCUACGAAAGAAGAAAGUGAAGAAGAAUCUGAUGAAGAAUCUGUCGAGGACGAAUCUAAAGAAGAAUCUGUAAAAGGUGAAGAUAAGGAAGAAUCUACGAAAGAGCAAAGUAAAGAAGAGCCUGUAAAGGAGGAAUCUGUUGAAAGGGAGGUAUCGCCAGAAAAAGAAACGGAAGAAGAAACUGCGCAAGAGGAACCAGCAGAAAAUACAGAAACAAUAGAAAAAGACAGCGAAGAUACAACACAAAAAGAGGGCUCUGUCGAGAAGGAAGAAGCUACUAAAGACGAUGAUGUCGACGAGAAUGAAGAGGAAGACGACAAAGAAGAUGAAAAAGAAACUUCCCCCGAAAAGUCUGAUGAAUAAAUAUUAGGAUUAUACAAAGAAACGCACUGAUGACCUAAUUAUAAGAAAUCGAAACACCAAAAUGAUUUUCAAAUUCGUUAUUGUUUUGCCCUUUUAUUUAAAGUUGUUUACAACUUUUUUGAGUCCUUUUAGACAGAAUUUUAAUCUAAUUUAAUCGUGUUUCAGUGUAUUACUAACUCAAAUAGGUAUAUCUAGAAAUUAGGUCUUUUUGAGUCCCAGCAAUUGUGGAUUAACUCGUUGAAAGUAACUCUUGCAUUGAAUUAUAUUCCUUACAGCAUUAAAAUCCGGUAAAUCUGAAUAAUUUUAAGUAUUAAUACUUUCAAAUUCCUUGGUCCUGAAUUGUCGUAGGCCAUAUAUGUUUUCUGUGGGUCAUAUAUGGUUUACGGGAAUGAUUUGUCAUCGUCAUAGGACUAGACAUAACUAGCAACUGUUUUUGUAGCAACUAUAUCUUUUUAUUUGAAAUUUUCAGAUUUUUUGUAAAAUAAUUGACUGUAUAAAGGCUGGUAAACUGUUUGAAGCAGGCUGGGUGAACUGUCUACAAAAUUUUUAUAGUAGGGAGCACCAAGAUUCAUCAUUUAUUGAUCAUACAGAAAUUCAUCAAUUAAUUAUUGAUAAAAUAAAUUAUCCGAAUUAUCGUGGGUCAUAUAUGGCUUCCGGGCUAGAUUCUUCAUUGUGAUACGACCGUUUGUGACCUCACCUGGACUAGAUAUAGUUAGCAACUGUUUAUUUCUCAUAAAAUCGCAUAAGAUAUCACAAGAAAACAAGUAGUCCUUUAUCUGGUUUUAAACAUGUCUGUAUAAUCUCGGCAUAACCUUAUUUGAGUUAGUAAUUUAUACAUUUUAUUAAAUUAAAAACAUUUUUUAUUUUUUGAAGUUGUGCUUUUACAAAAAUUGUAUGACAGUUGACGUGACAUCUAAAAAUUACCUUGAAGAUUAGGACUGAUAUAAAACUGGUGUAUUACCCAAUGUGCUGACUGUGGGUCUGUAGUAAAUGUCACAUUGCUGUUAAAAACGCUCUACAAUAACAAAUUGUAGACUUUCUAGUGCUAUUUGAACACCAUCAAAAGCUUUUGAGAAGGUUUGGUAUGACAGUUUUAUGAGCAAAGUACAUAAAAUUAUUCGUAUGCCAAACUAUUUCAGUCCUGUCUUAACUGAUAAUUGAAAUAAUGGGUCUAGUAUUAAGAUUUGACAAAAUUGGAAAACUAGAUGCAACAAGGACCUGUUUUGGAGCCCAUCUAGUACCUUAUUUAUGUAAAUUUAGUUGCUGAUUCUUCCAGGGUUUUCUAUGUUAUGAACUCUCAUAAUUUUAGUACUAGCACACAAAACCAACUAACCAAUCGUGUGAUAUUUGUGUGGUGAAAUAAAACAAGUAAAAAAAGACUUUCCAAUCAGUUUUUAUCAUGAAAAGUAUACUUAAGCUUUGAAUUCUACUUUUAGGGUAAUCUCAUUUUUUAAUUUAAUAUUUUAAACUAUUUUUGGAUAGCAUAUUUACUAAUGCUCGCUUAGCUUUCGAUAAUCAACAUUUUAGAGUCAUCUUCAGUAUUAAUUUAGUCAGAGGCUCAGCGAAAUAAGCUCUCUUUACGCCGUUUUCAGUUUUCUACGCAAUUAAGAUGACAAUAUAACUGCACUUAUUCUAAAUGGUGUUGUUUUCAGUUUAUUAAGCUUGAUAAAUUCUGCGUGAUAUGAGCCAUGUGUAAAGUGUGAACUGUGUUUUGUCCUUCAGAAAUUGUAGUCCUUAUCAGAUUACAGUAUUUUUGGACAUAAAUGAUAAAUACACCGCGCUUCAUAAGCACAUAACUGGAACAUGAUUCCUAAAAAGGCGUCGAAAGUUUGACACAGCAAAAUUCACGCAGUAAAAAGUUAUAUUCGUCAGAUUUUUCUUUGUGAGAAGAAAAUUGAAGAAAAUGAGUAUUAAGUGAUGUAGAGAAAACUGAAACGGCGUUGAAAAACAAUAUGGGUUGUUUUAGUACUUUUUGGUGUUUCUUAUUGCAAAUGUCAUAAUAUUUAUUCUCGCCUAAAAUCGUUCCUUAUUUAUUUCUUAUCAUCUUAUAUCAUAGUUAUAUUUCAUAUAGAAAUCUUUGUAAAAGCGCGGUUAAAAAUGGGAGACUGUCUGAGAAUUGCUUCUUUCUUUAAACAUUGUAGAAAUGAUGAAAAAGUAUUUUUCUAGUUCAGUCGAUGUACAGUUCAACUUAAACAGUGUUUUCGAUAUAUAAAUUGAAAGAAUAUGCAUAACAAAAACGUAUUGUUCCGUACAAUAUAGAUACCGUUGCACGCCUAUAUCUACGUCAGAGAUCUGAGUCGACAUAGUUGCCCAAUUACAGAAAAUUCUUGAAUUAAUUUUAAAUCAAAUAUAUCACAUAAUUUUUGUGCAAGUGGAUUAUACAACAAAACAAAUUAAUAUUUAACGUACGUAAAUAAAUAUAAAACAAGAAUUAAGUUAUAAUCUUACUUUAAAGUAAAUAAUAAAAACAAUAAAUAUAAUAAAGCACUGUCAAAUAAAUGUUACCAAUUUAUGCCAAAAUGUCACCUUUGUUUUGUUCGAUCGCCGUUAGAGUGUAAUCCGAACAAGUGUGCUUUGUAAACACGCUUUAUAUCCCACUUAUACAAAUUAAAUGAAUUAAGUUAGGGCAUGUUUCUUUAAAUUUAGAUUAAUAGACAUCUUCCAAUAUUAUUUCUAUGCGAAUAUAAUAAAGUAUGUCUAGUGGCUGUAAUUCCAGUGUAGUCGGCUAAACGAUUCUAAAAAGGAACAGACCUACCACUUAAAUAUUUCGUAUUGGUAUCAUGUGACGUCACGUGCUAUGAUGCGGAUGACGUGCAACGGUAUCUAUAUUGUAAGGACUGUAUGACAAAUCUUCCACUUAAUAACCAUAGUGACCGUCGAUUUUUGACAGCUCACUGUCAACUCCACGUGAAUCAGCUAGAGUAAUAUUUUUAUUAAUCUAUUCAAAUAUAUCAAAUCAGUUCCGUUUAGACUGUAUUUGAUGUUAUACCAAAAUUGUAAAAGUAAGAUAAUCAUUUUUUGAGUUGAACUGGUGUGGUAUAGAGGUACUGCUUUGAUCAAAAUAUUGUUGCAUAUGAUAUAUGUUAACUGUUAUAUCUUAUUUUGGAUUUUGUAAAUAUUUAUUAUAUCUUUUAUGAUCUAUUUCAAAUAAACUAUCAUUUUCUUUUCA